AUGGACGAUGCCGAUGUCCACGAAAACAUGGGCGAGGACGCAACGGCAGUCGAUGAACGCCAUGACCGUGAGAAGAACGACGGCGAUGUCGUCCCGAGCGAUCAAACCCACCUGGAUCCGAGCCGCUGGUGGUUUACCUCGGCCGCGUUUCCCAUGAUAGCGGGCACGCUGGGCCCGGUCGCUUCAGCAUUCAGUAUCUGUGCUCUCGUCAAGAACUGGCGGCAACACAUCAAUCCCGGGUCCGACGUCACUAAGGCUGUCUUCAUACCCGAUCCGCCAUGGCUGUACGCAGUCAACGGUGUUCAACUUUUCAUUGCGAUCAUGGCGAACGUAUUCCUCCUGCUCAACAUGACCAAGAGAGUCCGCUUCGUCAUUGCCCAGCCCAUCACCAUUGUCGGGUGGUACAUCUCAGCCAUAUUGCUUGUGGCACUGUGCGCGACAGCGGGCGGGCCUCUGAUUGUCCAGCCCGAGAUUGAAUACGUCUGGUCGCAGGCCUUCUACUAUGGCCUUUUUGCCGCCAUCCUCUACUUCAUUGUCGCGUCCUUGAUGGUCGUCAACGUCUGGGGCGCCCUGAAGGGACACUAUGCCAAAGAUUUCGAGUUAACCACAAGCCAGCGGACUCUGAUGCUGCAGACUAUACUCUUUCUCGGCUACCUCCUCCUGGGCGCUUUGGUGUUUAGCCACAUUGAAGGGUGGAGCUACCUGGACGCCGUCUACUGGGCCGAUGUGACACUGUUCACCAUUGGUUUUGGCGACUUCUCACCGUCGACUGAAGUCGGCCGUGGCCUUCUUAUACCAUAUACAUUGAUUGGGAUCAUAAGCCUCGGUCUGGUCAUUGGCUCUAUCAGGAGCCUGAUGCUGGACAAAGGAAAACACAGACUGGACGCGAGAAUGCUGGAGAAGAAAAGGCGGCAAAUGAUUCGCAAAAUCACGCGCAGCGGCAAAGGGAAGCUGUUGGAGCCCAUCAAUGACGACAGUUUCGAUUAUUACCCCGAGUCGAAAGGACCCGAGCUACCACAUACGGAGUUUGAGCGUCGCCAGAAGGAGUUCAACUUGAUGCGAAAGAUACAAAACAAAGCUUCUCGAACGAGAAGAUGGUCGGCAAUGGCCAUAUCGACAACGACUUGGGCCGUGUUAUGGCUCGUUGGCUCCAAGAUAUUUCAGGUGUGUGAGGAACCAUAUCAGGGCUGGAGUUACUUUGAUGGCGUGUAUUUCUCCUUCACCGCUUUGACUACCCUUGGAAAUGGCGACCUCACGCCAGUCUCAAACCAAGGCAAAGCCUUCUUCGUCUUUUGGUCGCUUCUGGCAUUGCCUACCCAGACGGUCCUUAUCUCGAACGCCGGAGACACCAUCGUCAAGGUGAUCAGGGACGGUACGCUGCGUCUCGGAAGUGUCACCAUUCUACCUGGAGAGUCAGGUUUCAAGAAGGACACAAAGCAGUUGCUUGCGAAAUUAUCUUUUGGUGUGCUGUUUGCCGAGGAGAGGAUCGAAGAGUCCCCACCGGGGUUCUUCGGCUUCGCUCAACGACACGAGGACACGGAAGAGGAGGAGGAUGGGGAGGAAAGCAGCGAUAGCCACACCAACAAAGGCGCCGGAAACCGCAGGCCGAAGCCAAAGCCAGAUGACCCGGCUAAACGAGGUAGAGCCCCGUCGAAGCCGAAGCAAUCGGAUGAGGGCAAAGACCUCGAAGCUGCGCGGCCCAAGCGGGAGACAUCGACUGCCAGAAAGGACGUGCCUACUGAGUUGCCCAAAACGCGGUCUGAAUACCACCUUGUACUCAUCGACGAGAUCAGACGUGUGACUAGGCAUCUAGAGCACUCGCCGCCGAGGAAAUACACCUACAAGGAGUGGGCUUGGUAUCUCCGACUCAUAGACGAGGACGAGAGCAGCGCCGAGACGCACCGCAAACCGGUCAAGGUGCCGCGCGGCAAGGACGAGCACCCCGCCGUGAUAGGCGACACCCCCAACCAGGACGGAGGCGCCGACGCCGACGUCAGUGUACCUAUGGGCAACCUGCCGCAAUCCGAGCACGGCGAAAAGGGAAAGGGCGACCCCAGGCAGCAGAAACUGCAGUGGUCGUGGGUCGGACACCGCAGCCCUCUGAUGGACACGCGCGAGGAGGCCGAGUGGAUCCUCGAGAAGCUCGAGGCGAAGCUCUGCGAGGAGCUGCGGGCCGUCGUCAAGGAGCAGGCUGGCCGGGAUAGCCUGAAGAAGGUGUCGGAGGAGGAGCGGCGCAAUGAGCAGAAGGGGCUGGGGCCGACGCCUAUGCAGUAG
Messenger RNA from Anthostomella pinea, 2274 nucleotides. Lineage: Eukaryota; Fungi; Ascomycota; Sordariomycetes; Xylariales; Xylariaceae. The record is from the annotation of a GenBank genome assembly.